Molecule: messenger RNA, 1732 nt
Organism: Harmonia axyridis
Lineage: Eukaryota; Metazoa; Arthropoda; Insecta; Coleoptera; Coccinellidae
Gene: ball
Product: nucleosomal histone kinase 1
Exons: 6
Coding region: 37-1560 (507 amino acids)
Biological process (GO): signal transduction; peptidyl-serine phosphorylation
Cellular component (GO): cytoplasm; nucleus
Molecular function (GO): ATP binding; protein serine/threonine kinase activity
Source: RefSeq, a predicted model, not a curated record
CUUUGAUUGUCAAACAAAUAACCUUUUUUCCCGCGAAUGUUUCAUAUAGAAAAACUUUUUAAAGUUGAUGGGAUAUUGAUUAAAAUAACAAUAUUUCUAUUAUUCCUUGAUGAAAAUAUAAUGGCUAAACAAGCCCCUAAAAAAAAGACAGCAAAUGGAUACAAAUUCCCUGAUCAUAUACCUAAAGGAGAGAUUUUGAUAGAUCUUUCAAAAAAAAAAUGGAAAAUUGGAGCCUCUAUAGGAAAAGGAGGUUUUGGCGAGAUUUAUUCAGCGCAAGAAUAUGAUUCUAAAAGUUCAACUUUUCCUUACGUUGUAAAAAUUGAACCCCAUGAAAAUGGUCCACUAUUCGUAGAAAUCAAUUUCUAUAUAAGAAAUGCUAAACCACAAGAAGUUGAAGAAUUCAAAAAUAAAAAAAAAGUCAAAGUUCUUGGAAUGCCAUCUUAUCUGGGAUCAGGAUCUCAUGAGUUCAAAAAUCAGAAAUACAGAUUUUUAGUGAUGCAAAAAUUUGGUAAAGAUAUAUGGAAGCUAUUCUUGGAAAAUGGAAGAAAAUUCCCGAUCCCAACUGUAUUCAAACUAGCGAUUCAAAUUUUAGAUACUUUAGAAUACAUACAUGAGCAUGGUUAUGUCCAUGCUGACAUCAAAGGGGCGAAUAUCUUGUUGGGGUUGACCAAAGAAACUGAAAAUCAGGUUUAUUUAGUAGAUUUUGGGCUUGCCACAAAAUAUCUAUCUGGUGAAUUCAAACCUAAUCCUAAGAAAGCACAUGAUGGAACUAUUGAAUAUCUAAGUAGAGAUGCUCAUAAGGGAGUACCAACAAGAAGAGGAGACUUGGAAAUUUUAGCUUAUAAUUUGAUCCAAUGGUUGGGCUGUACUUUACCUUGGGAAAAAAAUUUAUCAAAUCCUGUGAAAGUACAAGAAAGCAAAGAACAGCAUAUGGAUAAUGUUGAGAAUUUUUUGGAAGAAUGUUUUGACCCAAAAACUGUACCUGCUUCCUUAACUGAAUUCUUAAAAUACAUAAACAAAUUAUCCUUUGAUGAAAAACCAAACUAUGAAAAGAUUAAAAAGAUGUUUGUCAAAGAAAUUGAAAAGAACGGUGAUAAAUUAACAACACCUCUGGUUUUCAAAAAUGGAAGACAAAUAUCUCCUAAAAGGAAACCUGAACUGAAGGAAUCCACUGCUAAAAAAUUGAAAAAGGAUGAAGAAGAAUCUGAUGAAGAGACUGAGCUUGAAAAUGUAGAUAAGAAGACAGUAAAAAAAGUUGUAAGAUCGAGAAAAAUUACACCAAAACAAACAGAAAGUGAAGUUGUUGAAGAAGAUUUUGAUGGUUACACCCCAGAAAUGAGGGCAAUUGCUUUAAAAAAGUCACAGAAUGGUGUUAAAAAGAAUGUUUCUAGAAGUAAAAAAAUGCCAAAGGAGAAUAAUGAUAGUGAAAGCAGUACAGAGAAAGAACAUGUAAAUAUAAAGAAUUUAACAGAUAUUCCUGUCCAGAACGGAGUUAGUGGAAGAAAUAGGAGAAACUUAAAAGUAAUAAACUACAAUGAAGCUGCGUUAUCACCAAAAUAGUUAUUGAAUUGUUGAAGACAACCCUAAUUCACUUGAGUCCUCUUUAUUAAUUGUUUGUUUAUUUUUAUCGUGUCAUUUUUUCUAUUGCUUUCACUUUUCUAGUAUUUGUUCCUGUUUUAAGGAUAUAUCUGAUGUGCAGUCAGAAUUUUUCAAUAAAAGUUUGUUCAAAUAA